AUGUUUAAGAAUCAACUUAAAAGGGAACAUAUUUUUUUAUAUGAUUAUAAUUCUUUUCAAAAUAUUGAAUUUAUUGAUGAUGGAGCAUUUGGAACAAUUUCUCGUGCAUUUUCAAAGCAUCAUCAAGAACUUGUAGCAUUAAAGUCCAUUAAUAUUGAUCAAAAAUAUACUUUUGAACAAUUUCUUAAUGAGGCAAAGCAACAUCUUAAAGUAGAAUUUCACAGUAAUAUAUUGAGAUUUUAUGGCAUAACAAAAGAAAAGUAUGCAAAUAAUGGUAAUUUAUGUGAUUAUUUAAAAACCAAUUUCAAUAUAAUGGAUUGGAACACUAAAUUGAAAUUUGCAAAACAAAUUGUAAAUGCUCAUCCUGAAAAUAUUCUAAUUCAUAAUGGAGAUAUUAAAAUUUGUGAUUUUGGAAUCUCAAAAUCUUUAUUGGGUCCUUCAAUAGAAGCUUCCAAAAAAUUUGGUACAAUAAGAUACUCAGAUCCACAAUAUUUAAACGAUAUUGAAAAUUAUAUGCUUAUCAUGACAUCAGAUGAACGUGAAGCAAUAAUCAAGGGGACUCCAAGAAAAUAUGCAGAAAUAUAUACAGAUCUCCGUCCUUGUAUUGAUCAAGUUGUGCAGGAUUUGGACAAUGUAGACAUAACUAACACUAUUGAAGAUAUUGUUAAUUUAACAAAUCAAACUAAUAAUGAAUUACAAAAUGAUGAUUUAUUAUAUUCAACAGAACUUUCCAUCUCCAUUAUCAGCAUGAACUGA
Messenger RNA from Entrophospora candida, 756 nucleotides. The record is from the annotation of a GenBank genome assembly. NCBI's taxonomy places the organism in Eukaryota, Fungi, Glomeromycota, Glomeromycetes, Entrophosporales, Entrophosporaceae.